Molecule: messenger RNA, 604 nt
Organism: Drosophila innubila
Lineage: Eukaryota; Metazoa; Arthropoda; Insecta; Diptera; Drosophilidae
Product: neo-calmodulin-like
Exons: 1
Coding region: 43-495 (150 amino acids)
Molecular function (GO): calcium ion binding
Source: RefSeq, a predicted model, not a curated record
UUAUCAAGUUCUGGAUUUCUUAAGACAAAAUUAUAGCGUGUAAUGAAUAAAAUGGAGCUAUCACCUCGCGAACUGCUGGAAUUUGAGCGUGCAUUCGCAAUGUUGGAUUUGGAGAAAGAUGGUAGUGUUACUGUUAAAGAACUGCAUUAUUUCAUGGCUACACUGGGCAAAAAUCCCUCUGAAAGUGAAUUGAUGGCAAUGAUCAAUGCAGUGGACACUGAUGGUAAUGGAUCAAUCGAGUUUCCCGAAUUUCUCAACACAAUGACUGCAAAAAUGUGUACGUGUCCAAAUGAUGAGGAGCUGCGAGAGGCAUUUCAUGUCUUUGAUAAAGACAACAGUGGCUAUAUAGGAGUUGAUCAAAUUCGUGUCGUAAUGCUGGAUCUCAAUACGAAAGUGAGCGAAGAGGAGCUUGAGGAUAUGGUACGCGAGGGAGAUAUCGAUGGUGAUGGUUAUCUUAGCUACGAAGAAUUUGUCGAGCUGAUGACCACCCAAUAAAUUAAGAACAGAAAAGUCCAUAACAGAUAAAAGUAAUGCGAAUGUAUUUACGGGACGAGUACGGCCAGAUUUAGAACUGAAUAAAUUAUAAUGUGUUUAUUACAAAAAA